Microsporum canis CBS 113480 is the source of this 1569-nucleotide messenger RNA. RefSeq names its product allantoate permease. Gene Ontology annotation, cellular component: membrane. The coding region runs from base 1 to 1569 and encodes 522 amino acids. Lineage: Eukaryota; Fungi; Ascomycota; Eurotiomycetes; Onygenales; Arthrodermataceae. Gene Ontology annotation, molecular function: transmembrane transporter activity. The record is from RefSeq and is a predicted model, not a curated record. Gene Ontology annotation, biological process: transmembrane transport. The transcript is spliced from 4 exons.
AUGUCGGACUCAGAAAAGUCGCCCGUCGACCAGAAGAUGACGCUGGACAAGGAGGCGCCGGCGUCUCCUGGCCCUUCCCGAGAUCUCGACCAGGCGUACCGAUUCCUGCAGCAGUACGGGGAGAAUGGCGACGGCGAGGAGGCCAGCGACGCUGACCUGAAGAGGAUCCGCUGGAAGGUCGACCUCUACAUCAUCCCGAUCAUGUUUGUCUGCUAUAGCAUGCAGUUCAUCGACAAGGUCUCUCUCAAUUACGCUGCUGUUAUGGGCCUAAAUAAGGACCUCAAGCUCAAGGGGAACGACUUCUCCAACGCCGCCACAGCAUUCUUCAUCGCAUAUCUCAUCGCCGAAGUGCCAACAGGUUACAUAUUGAACAAGAUAUCUGCGCCAAAGUGGCUGGCCCUUAACGUCACCCUCUGGGGCAUCGCGACCGCCUGCACUGCGGCAGCUCGCGACUAUCGCACUCUUCUCGCAGCUCGCAUCUUCCUGGGCAUCUUCGAGGCUGCCAUUGCGCCCUGCCUGGUGCUCAUCAGCAGUCAAUGGUACACCAAGUCCGAGCAGGCGCCCCGGUUCUGCAUCUGGUACUCUGGCCUGGGUCUGGGGCAGAUCAUCGGCGGCCUCGUCUCCUUUGGCUUCCAGCACGUCAAGGAUCCUGACUUCACCGGCUGGAAGGCCAUGUUCGUCGUCCUCGGAGCUGUUACCUGCGUGGCUGGCAUCUCUACCUACUUCAUCAUCCCGGACAGCCCCAUGAAGGCGCGCUUCUUGACCGAGAGGGAGAAGGCUGCCUUGCUCAAGCAUGUCUCCUUCAACCAGACCGGCGUCAUCAAUACCAGCUUCAAGAUGUCCCAUAUCACCGAGGCCUUGCUUGACGUCCAGCUCUGGCUCAUGACUCUCAUCACCGUCCUCAUAUCCGUGUCCAGCGGUGUCGUAACGACAUACUCUGCCACCCUAAUCAAAAACUUUGGCUACUCAGCCCCCAGAUCUGCCUUGCUCAACAUGCCCGGCGGCGCCGUCUCCAUCGUCAGCACAGUGGCGGUCGGCUUUGCAAUCCGGUACAAGAUGUUCCGCUCCGUCGGUAUUGUGGCCUGCUGCAUCCCCGGCAUCCUAGGCGGUGCCCUGCUCUCCUUUGCACCAGAAUCUAACCAGGGUGCUCUCCUGGCCGGCAUCUACCUCGUCAACUCUAUCGUCCCAACUCUCAUCGUCAUCUACCAGUGGCUCUCUUCCAAUAUCGCCGGCAGUACCAAGCGCUCCGUCAGCGCCGCCCUGGUCACCGCGAGUUUCAGCAUCGGAAACAUCAUCGGGCCCCAGACCUUCCAGGCAAAGGACGCCCCACGCUACAUCCCAGCAAAGAUUGCCGUUCUGGCUACCCAGGCCUGUGGAGCGGUUCUUGCCAUCAUCCUGCUCAUGUACUACAUCUGGGAGAACAAGCGUAGGGACAAGGCCGCCGCUCAGAACUCCCAGGCUCUGCCCGUCACUCAGGAUACCACUCUCUCCCAAUCGACCUCCCUCGAGCAGAAGAAGUGGGAUAACUUGACCGACAAGGAGAACCUGACCUUCAGAUACGUCUACUAA